UUCGUGUAGCGGUUGGUUGGUUGGUUCAGGUUAGCCACACGGCAGUCGUUUGGAGACUGACAGAAACCGUCUAAUCACGGGCGUCUUCCACGCGCGCGCCGGCGAGAAUGGCGCGGCCGGGCACACUCGUCCUCGUCGCCGGCGCCGUCCUGCUCCUCCUCCUGUGCGGCGCGGCGAUGGGGGCGAAGCGGGCGGCGAUCCCGGACGACCUCCGCGACGUGGUGGACGACGAGGAGGACGAGGACUGGCGGCGUUGGGGCGCCGGCUCCGGGACGCGGGACGUCCCCGAUCGGCCGCCGCCGGACCUGUCGCGGAUGGACCCCGCCGCGCUCCGGGAGGAGAUCCUCCGCGGCCACGGCGGGCCCUCGCUCGGCUUCGUGAAGCUCCGCCCCGGCGUCCGGCGGUCGAGGGAGGAGGUGGCGGGGAUCGCGACGCGGUGGAGCAACGUGCUGCGGACCGGGUCGGUGGCGGCCAAGUUCGUGGCCGUGGACUUCGGCACGCUCAUGUUCACCAUGGAGAGAGGGCGAGACAUGCGCGAGUUGAAGGAGUUCAUUCUAGGGCAGCCUGAGGCGUACGAGUUCAAGGUCGGGGACCAGUUUUUCCGGAGGCCCGGAGACCCACCCCUGGACCAAGUUAUCCAAAUGCUACGGAAACAGACGAAGAAGGAAGAUGAACUGUAGCUUGCGGUUCCGCUUCCGUAGAUUGAUUUAUUUCUCAUGCGCCGUUUUUGCAGUUUUCAAUUCAGUGAGUGAGCUAGCUAAGUAGUACUCCCUCCGUCCGGAAAUACUUGUCAUCAAAACGGACAAAAAAGGAUGAAUCUAGAACUAAAAGACAUUUAGAUACACCCUUUUUGUUCAUUUUGAUGACAAGUAUUUCCAGACGGAGGGAGUAGCGGUCAAUAAGUAAGCACCGGCCGGUGGGCCGGAAGCUGCUAUUUUUUUUUGUUCUAGAAGUCGUCGCGAUCAUCACAAGGACGUGGCCGUGUUGCCGCGGGGAUACAGGUCUAGCUCCUCUCCCUGUAAGAUCAAUUGCAGGCGUAUCGAUCGCUCUGCGGUCUGUGGAACGGCGCGAGUGGUCUUGCUGUGUCUGUUGGUUCAUCGGCCCCGUCGGACACGGCACGGCAAAGCCUUUUGGUGCGCUUCGUCCGGCCGUUUCUC
Molecule: messenger RNA, 1157 nt
Organism: Triticum aestivum (bread wheat)
Lineage: Eukaryota; Viridiplantae; Streptophyta; Magnoliopsida; Poales; Poaceae
Exons: 2
Coding region: 108-680 (190 amino acids)
Source: RefSeq, a predicted model, not a curated record